This is a messenger RNA of Lindgomyces ingoldianus, 2826 nucleotides long. RefSeq lists its product as uncharacterized. NCBI's taxonomy places the organism in Eukaryota, Fungi, Ascomycota, Dothideomycetes, Pleosporales, Lindgomycetaceae. The record is from RefSeq and is a predicted model, not a curated record. The coding region runs from base 1 to 2826 and encodes 941 amino acids. The transcript has 3 exons.
AUGGGGAACAUGUCAGAGCGGGGUCAAGAUUCCACCAAUACUCAGGGGGUUAGCCUCCCUGAGUGGACUGUUCCCAGCGAGCAGAAGGAAUCUUCACAUCUUGGGAAGGACGCCGCACAGGGAGCUGGAACGAUUGGAGCAGAAGGUUUGCCAGGCCAUGAGCUAAAUCGCCAGCACGAUGAUAGCAAUCUUCGAAGAUCUGCUGAACAACAGAGUGAGCCACAAAACACUGGCGACACUAGUCGAUCUUUCCCUCUGGCAGGAGGCGUUACACAUCGUCAGACGACCGAUAACCCUUCAAUUACCCGCGCUACAAGGGUUCCUGAAGAAGAGCCUACUUCGCAUGUGGGAAGAAACACAGCGCUCGGAACAGGCGUAGUUGGAGCCGGAGGCCUGGUAGCUCAUGAACUGAACCGGCAUCAUGAAGAUGAUGGUGUUCCACAUCGCCGGACGACUGAUAACCCUUUAACUACUCAGGAUACAAGGACUACUCAAGAAGGACCUACAUCGCAUACGGGAAGAAACAUGGCGCUCGGAUCCAGUGCAAUCAGUGCCGGCAGCCUGGCAGCCCAUGAAUUUAAUCGCUGCCGUGAAGAGGAUAAUACUGAGAGAACUACUCUUCGAUCUACCGAAUCCAAUGCCCCGUCGACUGGUGAGAGAGCUCUGGGUAGCAAGGACAAGGGAGCUACCAGUAUGGUUGAUGAGCACGCCCAUGGGGGUCAGAGCCAUGCCUAUGCUGGUGACCCAUGUCCUACUGACACUACCUAUCUUGAGGAGAAAGAUUCCAGACCAAUGUUCACUGAAGGCCCCCAUGUCACGGGUACGGCUAACAGGACUGAUCCUCACCUGCACAUCCCGGGUGAGUACCCGGAUCCCACUCCGAUUGAAGAAUUAUCUCAGCCUACAUUUUGGCAGGAAGAGAAGCAUGAAGCCACUGAACCCACCACAAUUGGAGGCGUUCGCGAGACUUACCGUGGCGAGCCAAGGAGCACGCAAGAAUUGAUUGAUCAGUCUCAUCAGCCAUCAUCCGAACAUCACUAUUGCGGGGAUGUCGCACUCAAAGGAGCUGGAGCUGCUACGGCCGGAGGACUUUAUGCAAGCCAACAUGAGCACAAACCAGACAGUACUCCAUUUGCUAGCCAGCAAAGGGAGGCAGCCAGGGUGCAACCUGAAGCAAUAUCAACGGAACAACCUCCGCAACCAUCAAUUGAACAUCACCAUAGCCGCGAUGCUGCACUCAUUGGUGGGGGAGCUGCUACUUCUGGAGGACUCUACGCCAGGCAGCGCGAAGGUCAACCUGUCAUUGGGCCAGCAUCUGCUACGAUCGGCUCCUAUAAGAGCAACAUCGUAAACGUUCUCGAUCAGAAAGUUCAGCCGGAGCCCGAAAAUAUGAAAAGCCAUGGCACAAGCGAGCCACAGAAGUCGGGCAAGCGAGAGCAAGCUAAAGGGCAACACCACUACGGCCGAGAUGCUACCCUCACAGGAGGGGCUGGUGCUGCUGGGCUAGGUUCAUACGAAGCUGGCAAACACCACCAACGAGAAGCAACCGAUAUUGAAGGACAACAGCCGAUUCCCACUGGUGAAAGCCCGUACAGCUCCAUGAAGAUCGACCCUCGUGUAGAUAACAAACCUUCUCUUCAUGGGUCGAUUGGACAACACCAUGGCCAAGAUACUGCCUUUGCUGGCGGAGCAGGAGUUGCCGGGUACGAAGCAUAUAAGCAUCGUUCUGGCCAGCAAGAGACUGCGCCAAUGCAGCCAACCCAUGCUCAGGUAGACCAACUGCUUCCGGGGAAGCAAAACGAACCCCGCCAGCUAGAGCAUCGCUACGGACGAGAUGCUGUUGUCGCGGGAGGGGUAAGAGUUGCUGGCUACGAAGCAUAUACGCAUCAUUCUGGUCAACAUGAUACUGCAGUAACGCUGCCAACGCAAGCUCAGGUAAAUCAACCUACUCCUCAGAGUUACAGAGAGCCUCGUCAACCAGAAUGCCACUAUGGACAAGAUGCUGCUGUUGUCGGAGGAACAGGCGCGGCGGACUACGAAGGGUAUCGUCCCGGUUAUGAGCAUGCUGCACCGAAGCAACCCUCCCAGGCCCAGGCCAGUCAGCCCGAGCGCCACUGUGGACAAGAUGUCGCAGCCGUUGGAGGAGCAGGUUUAGCAGGCUAUGGCACCUACGAAACGGCAAAACAUUACGUCCAACACCGCAGCACCCAACCCUCCGCUGCCAUGGACGACCAACGCUACGACCCUACUGCCCAAGGUGCCCACGAUCCCAAAGAAGCCUCCCAGCACCACUACGGUCGCGAUGCUACUAUCGCCGGUGGAGGUGUAGGAUUAGCUAGCGCGAGAGCAUACGCAGCAUCCAGCCAUGGCAACGACCAAACUCGGCAACCUCCAAUGUCCCAAGAAUUCCAGCAACCCACUGCAACUAGCACACACAAUCGCUACGACUCAGUCCAAGACCCUAACAAUAAGUCACAUCAACAGCAACAGGCACAACCCAACUACCACAAACGCGACGCCGCAGCCUCAGGUGCCGGAGCGGCAGCUGGCGUAGGAUUCGGAUACGCAUACUCGCAACACGAAGCCGAGAAAGCAGAAAAGGAGAGACUUUCGCAACAGAAAUCCCAGCAACAGGAGUUUGAGAAACAACAGAAAGAGCAGCAGAAGGAUCUCGAGAAGCAGCGGAAAGAUCAACAAAAGGACCUGGAGCAUAAGCAGAAAGAGUUCGAGAAGGAACAAGCUAAGGAGCAUAAACAGCAUGCUAAGGCUGCAGCGGCAGAGGACAAGCACCGGAACAGCGUUCCCAACCCGUAUACAGUCUACUAA